AUGGAGCUGCGGGAGGUGGUGGACUGCGCCCUGGGCAGCUGCGUGCGCCACGAGCCGCUCGGCCGCGCCGCCUUCCUGCGCUGCUUCGCCGCCCCCUCGCGGAAGCCGCGGGGCACCGUCAUCCUCUUCGACGUCGACGGCGCCGGGCGAGGGCUCAGCGGCGGCCACGUGGUGAACUACAACAAGCAGGGCACGUCCAUCCACGCCGAGGUGCUGCUGCUGAGCGCCGUGAGAGCCGCGCUGCCGCGGCGGUGCGAGGGGGACGCGGAGGAGGCACCGCGCGACUGCACCGUGCACUGCUACUCCACGUACAGCCCGUGCCGCGACUGCGUCGACUACAUCCAGGAGUUCGUGGCCAGCACGGGCGUGCGAGUGGCCAUGCGCUGCUGCCGCCUGUACGAGCUGGACGUGACCAGGAGGCGCCCUGAAGCAGAGGGCGUCCUGCGGUCGCUGAGCAGCCUGGGACGCGACUUUCGGCUCAUGGGGCCACGGGACGCCAUCGCCCUGCUCCUGGGAGGGCGCCUCGCCGACGGGGAGAGCGGGGCGAGUGGGGGGGACGCCGAGCCCUUGGUGGAGAUGGCGGGGUUCGGGGACGAGCAGUUACAUGCGCAGGUGCAGAGGAACAGGCAGAUCGUGGAGGCGUACGCGAGAUACGCGGGCGCCGUGUCUCUCGUGCUGGGCGAGCUCCAUGUGGACCCGGACAAAUUCCCCUUCCUGGCCGACUUCCUGGCCCAGACGUCCGUGGAGCCGAGCGGCACGCCGAGAGGGGCCCGGGGCAGGCCCAGAGGAGCCUCGUCACGUGGGCCGGGGAUCGGCCGACAGAGGCCCGCGGACUUUGAACGAGCUCUGGGUGCCUACGGUCUGUUCCUACACCCUCGAAUCGUGUCACGAGAAGCCGAUCGAGAAGAGAUCAAGCGCGAUCUGAUCGCUGUGAUGAGGAAACACGACUAUCAAGGCUGCCUGGAGGUGUCGCCCUGCGUAUGUAGCGGCGCGUGCGUGCGAGCGUGCCCGUGUCGCCAGGCGGGCCGCAUGUGCAUCCCGUUGUGUGGCGCCCACAGAGCCACGUGCACGCGGGGUGGCGCGGUGGGUGGCGCGGUGGGUGGCGCGGUGGGUGGCGCAAAGAGCCACAUGAACACGAGGGGGAGAGCAACUCUACAGUUGACGGCCAAGACAAGUCAAGACGGCGCAGGAGAAAAAACGCAACUUCACUGCUCUCAGAGCCAUGAAGAUGAUAUACCAUGA
Molecule: messenger RNA, 1242 nt
Organism: Lethenteron reissneri (Far Eastern brook lamprey)
Lineage: Eukaryota; Metazoa; Chordata; Hyperoartia; Petromyzontiformes; Petromyzontidae
Molecular function (GO): hydrolase activity; zinc ion binding
Source: RefSeq, a predicted model, not a curated record